Molecule: messenger RNA, 1434 nt
Organism: Dovyalis caffra
Lineage: Eukaryota; Viridiplantae; Streptophyta; Magnoliopsida; Malpighiales; Salicaceae
Source: the annotation of a GenBank genome assembly
AUGGCUGGGAGAAAUCGCAUUCCUCGUGAAGUUUAUAAUGAUCGACGUGGAUUCCUCAUUGAAAGACCUUUCAUUCGUGGCCCUCCGAUGCCACAACCACCCCCACACCCUGCUUUCUUGGAAGACGAACUUGAGAUGCAGCAUGGUGAAAUCCGAAGGCUGUUGGGUGAUAAUCGUAGGCUGAUUGAAGAUCGCAUGGCUCUGCAGCAAGAGCUUGGUGCUGCAAAGGAAGAGCUUCAUCGAAUGAAUAUCGUCAUUGCUGAAAUUCGUGCAGAACAAGAUGUGCACUCAAGGGAACUAAUUGAGAAAGGCUUGAAGCUCGAGGCUGAUCUUCGCGCAACUGAACCUUUGAAGAAUGAGUCUGUACAACUCCGUGUAGAAAUUCAGAAGCUGAAUAAUGCCAAACAGGAACUUCUCGGGCAAGUCCAGACCCUCAAACUUGAUGUUGCAAGAUUGCAAGCUGAUCAUCAACAGAUUCCUCUUUUACGGGGUGAGAUUGAGGGCCUGCAUCAAGAGCUAAUGCGUGCUAGAGCUGCAAUCGAAUAUGAAAAGAAGGCAAACAUUGAGUUGGUGGAGCAGAGACAGUCAAUGGAGAAGAGCAUGGUUUCCAUGGCACGAGAGGUUGAAAAGCUACGUGUAGAACUUGCUAGUUCUGAUAAACGACCCUGGAAUGCUGGUGGAACGUAUGGGAUGAAGUUUGGUAAUCCAGAGGGGCUUUUCCUCCUCCAUACGGGGAUGGUUCUUUUAGCUGAACAAAAUGCAGAGUAUGAAGCUUACAGUUUUGCGCUUGCAAUAUGCACUAGGGUUGGUGGAUUAGAGUAUGUUUGUAGCUACUUUGGACAAAGGAAAAGUGCCGAUCUCAUAUUAGAUGAGUUAGAUUAUGAUACCGCUGUCUUUUCGUUUAAGCUUGUUGGAACUGUUGGAGACUUUUGCUCAUUGGGUGGUGGCACUAGUGACCGAAUGUGGCAGAAUGGAGAUGGAAUUGGUGGAGCAUGCAGAAAAAGUGUAAUAUCUUAUUUGAAUGCUUGGACGGACUUGAUGGAAUGUGUGCAUCCCAUUUUUCAACAGUUUAAAAUCAUGCGCUCUCUAAUUCUUCAUCUGACUUGUUCUGCAACACCAUUUACUCAAAGAUGUAAUGGCCGCCGCCAAGGAUACCAAUUUGCUUCUUCAUGCAUCGAGAUAAAGACUGGAAUUUCUGAAGGAACUGGCAUGUUGCAUUGCAACUUGCGAAAUGGCUGGCUACUAAUACACAUCAUAGGCAGACGAAUAGCUGCUGAACUUAUAACCUAUUACCCUGUUACAGUGUUGGUUUUUCGGUUCAAAGGAGAUGCUAAGCGCAGUCAAAGAUUGGUUCUUAGUGUGAUAAAGGUGAAGAAAGUUUCUAAUCUCUUUGGUUCAGCCCCACUUCCCUUCCAUCCCAUCUGUCAGUUUUAA